Ylistrum balloti is the source of this 3808-nucleotide messenger RNA. RefSeq names its product AP-5 complex subunit mu-1-like. Gene Ontology annotation, biological process: endosomal transport. The coding region runs from base 129 to 1643 and encodes 504 amino acids. Gene Ontology annotation, cellular component: cytosol; lysosome; late endosome. The transcript has 14 exons. Lineage: Eukaryota; Metazoa; Mollusca; Bivalvia; Pectinida; Pectinidae. The record is from RefSeq and is a predicted model, not a curated record.
GGCAAUCAUGUAGGUCGAUGGAAGGAUCGUCAGUGCGUAUUUAUCGUGGACAGACGAUGGGUUCGUUUACGUUUAAAUAUGCUUGUUAUACUCGAUGAAGAAUUUUCGAAAACGUGCUUUUCGUCAUCAUGAGCAUUCGAGGUCUCUGGAUCCUCUCAAUCAAAAGUGCCCACCCUGAUCAAAGUGAAAGUAGGCGUCUGCUUUUCUCUAGGCACUUUCCACUUGUUGAAAAGAAAGUGAAAUUGCUGGAGAAAGACAACUACAUUGCCAUUCCCACUGUCCCUGACUUUAUCAAUGGAUUGUUGUUCGAGCUUGGCCACAAGGAUGGUAUUGAUAAGUUCAUCACUGCCAGGGACACAUGUGAGAAGUUUGAACAGAAACCUGUUUACGAGGUGAUGACUAGUGGGGGACCAAUAUGGCCGGUUGUUGUAGUCGAACAGAGAGGGAUUGUGUAUUGUUGUCUCCCCUUGGUGACUCAGGGUGCCAGCACAAGACCGCCACUCAUACAGAUUCCUGGUGUCACUCUUGGCUUUUCUCUACUGUGUGGAUUGUCAGAUUAUCUGCGCCAGUAUACAGCGGGCGAUAUUGCACUGAAAAGCAGCCUUCUGAAUGUGUAUCUGAACACUGCUGCUCCCUUUGGAAAACCUGUGGAUGUUAAUUCUGACACAGUGAUGUCUAAAGUGCAAAAUAAACCCAGUCUCUUAUCAAAAGCGCAGAAGCAACCCGCCUGGAAGCCCGUACUACACAGGGGGAAGAACCAAGUCUACCUCACAGUCACUGAGUACAUCCGUGCUAACCAGUACAACAAGGAAGGAACUCCAGAUGUAUGGGAUCUAUAUGGGUCAAUCUCUUGUAAGGCUGAACUGGAGGGUGCGCAGCCUGAUAUUACACUCAGUGUGUCCCAUACUCCAGACGGAAACAAUCUUCCCCUUGACCAUCUCAUCAUACACCCAUGUGUACAGAGUGCUGAUGCCACGGCUAUCAACAUGGGUGAUCCAUCAGACAUGCGAGCCACACCUCGACGGGUUCGAUUUAUACCCCCAACGGAGAUGUUCAUUCUCUGCCAUUACACUGUGUCCAGUUUGAAGGAGGUUCCCAUAAAAGGCUCAUACGAAAUGAGGAUUGAGGGAAAGACCGCCAAACUGAGUGUGAAGUUAAAAAUGAGUGAAAGAGUGAAAAAUACUCUGGAGUAUUGUGAACUACAGAUUCCUUUUUACAACAGAGGAACUAUAGGGACAUAUGAUGCGACGCCAAGUCAGGGAAGUGUGAUGGUCUCCCCUGAUCGUCGGAUACUGGUCUGGAAUGUUGGUCAGAAAUUCCCAAGUAAGUCCUUGAUGGCAGGUCUGAAUGCUACAGUCAAUUUCACAGACAACAAAGCACCAGGGGCUCAUGAAGAUUCCUUCUGUGUGGGACAAAACUCGUACGCUAAACUCUUUUUCAAAGUCCCAGAUUUUACUCAUUCAGGAUGUCAUAUAGACCCUAAGUCAGUACAAGUGUCUCCCAAUGUGAAGUUUAAACUCACCACAGUACAAGAAUAUUUGACUGGCAUGGAGUACAAACUUUGGAACAACCUCGGGGACUCACUGGUUAGCAAUAUACCUCACUCAGUAUUGUCAGAGGUGGAGGUCAAGGAUGACAUCUAAUCAAAGAGAGAUGUAGGUCAACAAAAUAGGUUAAGGUCAGCGCUGAAGUCCAACUUAUCUAGAUGUUGAGACAUAUCUGUACCUGUCACCUCAUUGCAAACAACUUCUAUACCUCAUCUAUAGAGGUCAAAGUUCAGUGAAAGAAUGAAAACCAUGUGGAAAUUUGAAUAUUGUCUAUACAGUAUUCAAUAUGGAUAUUUUCAACUCAUGGUCAAGGUUUGUUGAUGUCAUCUGACCUUACUGUGACGAAGGUUAAUAAUGCUAUCUUGCUGCUAUUGUAGGUAAAAAGAUGUUAGUGUCUUGAUCCCUCAAGUAUUCAAACAACUCCCAUAUUUGUGGAGGUCAAGGUGAUGAUGUCAUGAAACAGACAAGGUGUAUGUUUCUUAAACAUGUCAAGGUUAGUGAUGUUAAUUUCAAGUGCAGGUCUUGGUCAAACAGGUAGACACCUGUUCUUUUGUUCACAGAAAUCAAAAUAUUGUUUGAGAUUUAACAAUAGGCCAUUGAUCACAUGGUGGAUCUAGGUUUUCUGAGGCAUGCACCAUCCUGGUUAAAAAGAGAGUGUUAGAAUUGUCUGACAUCAUGGUAUGUAGAUAUAAAUACUUUACCUCUAGAAAACUUUGUAAAAAUGACUACAACUUUGUAUCCUAGACAUUGUAUGUAGAUAGAUGAGAAUUGUAGAUGUUUGAGAGUUGUUAAAUACUUGUACCAGUGUCACCAACUCAGUCAUAAAAUACAUUGGUCAUAAAAAGGUAUUUUGAAAGUUUUGUCAUGUAAGAAGGCUAUUAUAAUCAAUUUUGUCAUUAUCAUACUGGUACUGUAAGUUUAAACAUUAUAUAAAAUUAUCUGAUCUGGCAAAAUUAAUUUUUAGGUCAUUUUUGAAAACUUCUACUUAGGUUUCACCAUUGGGAUUCAGCUGUAAUUUAUCAUCCUGAGAUAGUCCUGACCAAAUUUUUUAUCUUUAUGGUCAAUCCGAAGUCCAGUAUGGCCCAUUAUUUGCCAUCUGAAAACACAUAUUAAACUUCUUGCAAAGUUUUGCUAGCACCAUACAGCUGAAAAAACUGAAAUGUCAAGGAAAUAAGCAGAUAUAUUGUUGUUAAUUUUUGCCUUGUUAAAAGUUUAAUAUGGCAGCCAUGGUGGCCAUUUUGUAAUAUGAUUGUGUAAUCAUGGUUUCCCUGCACAACUUGUUGGAUUCAGCUCAAUAUUGCCUGAAAUUAUCUUGAGAUGAUCCUGACCACCAUGGCCACCAUAUUGAAAAACAUAUAUGCUGUUGCUUGGAGCUGAAAUGUUGAGAGACUGAAAUUAAUUUUUUUUUGGUUUACUGCUAUGAUAUUCUAACUUUUCUAAACGACUGCUUCUGCUGUUCUAUGAUAUAUUGGUCAUUUUAAUCAGAUGACCAUUAAAGCCCAUGGGCCUCUGGUUUUUUUUUUUUUUUAAAUCUGGUUGACCGAACAAAAUCCAGUGGUUUGUGGCCACUGUUCCUUGGACAAUGGAAUUAUAUAAACUAUUUAAACGUACUUAAGGGACCAAGUAUAAUCUUCAUUGCCAUUUGAUGAUAUCCUGUUAAGCUUACCUUUCAUUAUUCUUCAGUCAAUCAUUAAAGCUGCCAAUCGUCUUCAUUAUUUCUAUGUUUCAGGUUUAUUUUCAUGAUUAUAUGUUAAAUAUUUUGUUAAAUUCUAAAUUCUUUGUUACAGACACUUAAAUAUGCCUAAAAUAUUUUGUCACUGAUACAGUGUUGGGAUUCAAAAUAUUUUUUCGUUGAAAGAUUUUGUUGUCAAUUUUGUUAUCAUUAAGCACGAAAUUAUUUAAAAGUCAGUAAUUAUGAUGAAUGAUGAAAUAGUACUACCCAGGCAAUAUCUUUACGUCUCUUAAUACUCAUAGAUUUGUGCAAUAUUUACUGUGAAGAAGCAGAGUUCAUACAUAGAUUGAGACAUUCGUAUUUGGAAGAUGUACAGCUGCUUAAAGUAACAAUGUCAAAAAUUUGUUGGCCUAAUUGUAAACAUGUGUUCUUACAUAAAUAUUUAUAUAAUUGCACAUUGGUGAACUGAUGUAUAUUUUCAGCAACAUUGUUUCUUGAUGGAGAAGUACUCCCAGAGUUACUGCCCUUUAUUCACUUGACAUGAUGGGUCGAGAGUGCACUGAUUAGGAUUGUGUAAAAUAAAACAAAA